GCCUCCGAUUCUAGAGAGAGAAUGAAGAGAGAGAGUAGAGAGAGAAAGAGCGAGUCGACGCCUAUAAUUACGGGGCAGCCUCCACCAUCUCUCCUCUCCCAUCUCUCCUCUCCGGCUCUCCCGUUCGGUUCCCCAAUCCCCUUCUCCGUCGCCGCCCACCUAGCAGUUCCCAUCUCGGUCCGUUGGGUGGCUCGGCAGCACCGGCAUUGGGAAUAGCCUCGUCGCCUCCGCCGGCCCGACCGUGUCGGCUGUGAUUGUGCACAAUUGUUGUCCUUGGAGCUGAUCGGUCCGUUGGAUGAAUGAGUGUUCAUUUUAAAUUACCUGUGUCGACCAUGGCGUUGAACAAAAUGCUGGAUCUUUCCGCCUAAUGGGCUGGAUGCGGUGCAUGCACGAUUGCAGUGAAAAGAAGACAUUGAAACGUUGGUUUUUCAUCGACAAGAGGGUUGGUUAAGUCCUUAGCUCUGUGGAAUUUAGCAAUCCAGUGCACUUCUCUUCUGUUGUUUGUAACUGAUUUUACUACAAGACUAAGAGGUAGUGGGAGUGUUGGGUCUUGUUGACGGAUUUGAAGACAAGCCUCAACUCUUCUGUUAUCGCCGAUCAUCUCCCAACAUUAUUAGCCUUGCCUUCUUCUGUUAUGACUUUCACAACCCCUACUAGCUUCCCCUCUCCGGGGCUUUGCUUGAAUACUGCAAAGAAGAAAUCUCUGCCUGGUAAGAUUAUUGAAGUUCGUGCUACUGGUUGGCUUGACCUCAUGAUGGCCUCAUCACCGACUCGCAAAAGGCAGACCAAGGAUGUCAUCAAUGAUGUUCAAGCUGACGAUCUUAAUUUGCAAUAUCAUAACUGGAUGGCGAAGUAUCCUUCUGCUUUGACCUCAUUUGAGGCAAUUACUGAUCUUGCUGGGAGUAAAAGAUUGGCAUUGUUUCUUGACUAUGAUGGAACUCUUUCGCCAAUCGUGGACAAUCCUGAAAAUGCACUAAUGUCUGAUGAGAUGCGUGCUGCUGUGAGGCAUGUGGCAUCACUUUUCCCGACUGCAAUCAUUAGUGGAAGGUCUCGUGAUAAGGUUUUUGACUUUGUCAAACUAAAUGAACUGUACUACGCUGGAAGUCACGGCAUGGACAUCAUGGGGCCAGUUAAGAAGACUACUGAGUCCAAUGGUGUCGAAUGCAUUCGAUCCACUGAUUUGCAGGGUAAAGAGGUCAACCUCUUCCAACCUGCAAGUGAGUUUUUACCCAUGAUUAGUGAGGUUUACAAAAAACUUGGAGAGAGUGUCAAGGACAUCGAUGGUGCAAGGAUGGAAGACAACAAGUUCUGUGUGUCUGUGCAUUACCGUAAUGUUGCUGAAGAUGACUAUCAAAAGGUUUUCCAGCGUGUAACUGCUGUUUUGGAAGAUUACCCUUAUCUAAGGCUAACCCAUGGGAGGAAGGUCCUUGAGGUCCGUCCUGUAAUUGACUGGAACAAAGGGAAAGCUGUUGAAUUUUUACUUGAGUCGCUUGGACUCAAUGAGAGUGAAGAUGUCCUUCCUAUGUAUGUUGGAGAUGACAGAACUGAUGAAGAUGCAUUCAAGAUUCUGAAGGCAACCAACCGUGGCUUUGGAAUAUUGGUGUCAUCUGUACCCAAGGAGAGCGAUGCCUUCUACUCCUUAAGAGAUCCAGCUGAGGUGAUGGAAUUCCUGAGAAAGUUGGCAGCGUGGAAGGAGCAAUCCACCUGACAGUGGAAGAACGUCGGUUUGGCUGGUCUGCAGAAGAACCAAGAGUAUAAAUAUUAGAAGAUAUAUACUGCUAACCAAAUAAGUCGACUAUACGGAGGAGUCAAGCCAAAGUGUUUUUGAUUUGGCAUUUUAUAAGAGGCAACCGCAUUUUGCUACUUUUUUGUCCCACUUUGAUCUCGUGUUUAUGGGUUUCAAGCAAUUCAAUUCUUUCAUUAUUUAGGUUCCUUUAGUAUAUACGAAUAUAUUAUGAAAGAAUUUUGGUUCCUGCUAGUGUUUUGCCGUCAGUUUUGCUCUAGUCAAUUGUUUAUUCUAUAUUCUAUUGGUCAAGCUGUAAAGAACUGGAUCUUUGUUUAAACAGCGUUUAGCUGUCAAUAUGCUCAUACAAAAUCAAAGUUGUGAGCAUGGACCAUGCCUUGCCAGCACAUUAUGUAUUUGGUUUCAUUU
Phragmites australis (common reed) is the source of this 2152-nucleotide messenger RNA. RefSeq names its product probable trehalose-phosphate phosphatase 2. The record is from RefSeq and is a predicted model, not a curated record. Gene Ontology annotation, molecular function: trehalose-phosphatase activity. The coding region runs from base 635 to 1708 and encodes 357 amino acids. Gene Ontology annotation, biological process: trehalose biosynthetic process. The transcript has 12 exons. Lineage: Eukaryota; Viridiplantae; Streptophyta; Magnoliopsida; Poales; Poaceae.